Molecule: messenger RNA, 3785 nt
Organism: Protopterus annectens (West African lungfish)
Lineage: Eukaryota; Metazoa; Chordata; Ceratodontiformes; Protopteridae
Gene: CDH11
Product: cadherin 11
Exons: 12
Coding region: 569-2950 (793 amino acids)
Biological process (GO): homophilic cell-cell adhesion; adherens junction organization; multicellular organism development
Cellular component (GO): plasma membrane; adherens junction; catenin complex
Molecular function (GO): calcium ion binding; cadherin binding
Source: RefSeq, a predicted model, not a curated record
UCAGCCUCUUUGGUCACCGAGGUAGCCACUGCUGCCGUCCUUGCACUUUGAAGUCUAGGCUGCUGGACAUUCCUUGGAAUUACACAGUACAUCACAGAGAACAGGAGACACGAGCCACUGUCUGCGCCUCCCUUUAUCUGUCCAUUUGAGGCGUCUCGCCCACCCCCUCCCUCCUCUUUCCGCCUUGCGCGAGCUCACCCUCACUCCGCCCUCAGACUCGCUCGUGCUCUUCCCCCAGCUUCGCGCUUCAUUCCUUUCGCGCAGUAACUCGGGUGGCCGCUGUGUAGACUGGGGCUCCUGGAUGGAUGUGAGUGGCUGUAACGACGGCACUUUUACUUGUUAAUGGAACUUGCCUGCUUUCAUGCUGAGGUGGUAGGAGUCAGGCUGCAGCCUAAGAAAAUUAAUUGGGAAAGAUGAUCGAUGCAGAAAUGAGGCACACAAUGAAGCAUAGGGAUUUCUCUAUCAAGACAGUUCUAACUCAGACUUCCCACUAGCUUGGAUAUUAAGCAUCAUAUUGAUUCUGACAACAUCUAGUCAUAAAUUCUGGUACCAGAACAAGCUACCAAAUAUGUGGAAUACGUGUUGUUUACAGACUUUUCUUGUUUGCCUGGGGAUGGCAUGUCUUUGUUAUACUGCUCCAUCACAGAGAUCAAAGCAUUUACGGCCAUCACUCCAUGCACAUUAUGAAGGAGCAAAGGAAGGUCAGGUCCUUCAUCGAUCGAAGCGAGGCUGGGUGUGGAAUCAGUUUUUUGUCAUAGAAGAAUACACUGGUCCUGAUCCUGUACUAGUUGGAAGGCUUCAUUCAGAUGUUGACUCUGGUGAUGGUAAAAUUAAAUACAUCUUAUCAGGUGAAGGAGCAGGAACUAUUUUUGUUAUUGAUGAUAAAUCAGGAAACAUCCAUGCAACAAAGACACUUGAUCGAGAAGAACGGGCCCAAUAUACUCUCACAGCACAAGCAGUGGACAGAAUAACCAACACUCCUUUGGAACCUCCAUCAGAAUUUAUUGUUAAGGUUCAAGACAUAAAUGAUAAUCCUCCUGAAUUUCUGAAUGGACCGUAUCAUGCAAAUGUGCCAGAAAUGUCAAAUGUGGGUACUUCCGUUAUUCAGGUGACAGCUUCAGAUGCUGAUGAUCCCACCUAUGGAAACAGUGCAAAACUUGUUUAUAGUAUUCUUGAAGGGCAGCCAUACUUCUCAGUUGAGCCACAAACAGGAAUUAUCAGAACUGCACUUCCAAACAUGGACAGAGAAGCGAAGGAGGAAUACCAUGUAGUGAUACAAGCAAAAGAUAUGGGUGGACACAUGGGUGGACUGUCGGGGACUACCAAAGUUACUAUUAUGCUUACAGAUGUAAACGAUAACCCACCGAAGUUCCCUCAAAGUGUAUAUCACAUGUCAAUAUCAGAAUCAGCAGUUCCAGGAGAAGUUGUGGGACGACUGAAGGCCAAAGAUCCAGACCUUGGACAAAAUAGCAUAUCAACAUACACAAUUCUUAAUGGAGAUGGCUUAGAUGUAUUUGAAAUAUCUACUGAUUCGCAAACACAAGAAGGAGUGGUAAAGCUUAAUAAGCCUGUGGACUUUGAAGCCAAAAAAUCGUACAGUAUAAAGGUAGAGGCAGCCAAUAUACCAGAGUACAUUGAUUCUCGGUAUACUGGAAGGGGAACAUUCAAAGAUACAGCAACGGUGAAGAUUGCAGUCGAUGAUGCCGAUGAGCCUCCGGUUUUUAUCUUGCCAAGUUACAUGCUUGAGGUAAUGGAAAAUGGAAAGAAUGGCACCAUUGUUGGAAGAGUACACGCCAAAGACCCCGAUGCAGCAAACAGCCCCUUGACGUAUUCAAUUGAUCGCCAUACUAAUCUGGACAGACUUUUCUUCAUCAAUCCAGAAGAUGGUAUCAUUAAAACAACAAAACCUUUAGACAGAGAAGAAACUUUAUGGCACAACAUUUCAGUUAUCGCAACAGAAGUCCAUAAUCAUAUGGUGACCAGAGUUCCUGUAGCAAUAAGAGUUCUUGAUGUGAAUGACAAUGCUCCAGAAUUUUCACAGCCAUAUGACGCAUUUGUAUGUGAAAACGCUGAACCACACCAGAUUAUUACAAUCAUUAGUGCUACAGACAGAGACGAAACAGCCAAUGGCCCAAGAUUUUUCUUCAGUUUGCCUCCUGAAAUUCAUAAUAAUCCUAAUUUCACAGUCAGUGACGAUAAAGACAGUACUGCAAAAGUAUAUGCCAGGCGAAGUGGGUUUAAUCGGCAAAAACAAGACCAGUUCUUGCUUCCAAUUCUCAUCAGUGAUGGAGGAAAUCCUGCCUUAACAAGCACAAAUACACUUACCAUUAGUGUCUGUGGUUGCAGUAUUGAUGGAAGUCGAAAGUCUUGCAAUGCUGAACCCUAUAUACUAACAGCUGGACUUAGCACUGGGGCUCUGAUAGCAAUUCUUGCUUGCAUUGUCAUUUUAUUAGUGAUUGUGGUUCUGUUUGUCACAUUGAGAAGACAAAAGAAGGAACCAUUAAUUGUUUUUGAAGAAGAGGAUGUACGGGAAAAUAUUAUCACAUACGAUGAUGAAGGUGGAGGGGAAGAAGAUACAGAGGCAUUCGAUAUUGCUACGCUGCAGAACCCUGAUGGCAUCAAUGGAUUUUUGCCCCGUAAAGACAUCAAACCUGAGCUACAAUAUUUUCCAAGGCCAGGACUUAGGCCUGCUCCAAACAGUGUUGAUGUUGAUGACUUCAUUAAAACAAGGAUUCAGGAGGCGGACAAUGAUCCGACUGCCCCUCCUUAUGAUUCGAUCCAAAUCUAUGGAUACGAAGGAAGAGGCUCAGUGGCUGGUUCACUUAGCUCAUUAGAGUCUGUCACAACAGAGUCAGACUUGGAUUAUGAUUAUUUACAAACCUGGGGACCCCGAUUUAAGAAACUAGCAGACUUGUAUGGUUCCAAAGACACGUAUGAUGAUGAUUCUUAACAUUAGCUUAAAGUUGGCCUUAUGACUGUGUCAAAUUCUGUGAAGACUGCAAAAACACAAAGAAGACUUCCACAGAAAUUACUAUUGAUGUGUCUAGUAGCAAAGAUUCCAUUUAUUUGGAAUUCUGAAUAAUACACAGGCAGGAUUGUUUCCAUGUUGUGGAAAUACCAGUGACAAAUACAGUAAAGGAAGAUCCCUUUGAAAACAAACAGUUGCCUUACGAUGGGCACCAACUUUGUCACAUAGUCAUUUUCAAAGGCAGGGCCCAUAAGUUUAAGUUGUGACUGACAGCUUAUAAUAAUGAGAAAUCUUGUCUGUUGUUUGACAUAUCUCUUUCAGUCCUUUUGCUGGAGAAGCUUCCAUAAAAUAUAAGAAUAAACAGUUCUGAGCUGUAGUUUCGCCUUAAUCAAUGGACACUGAGAGCAGUGGAAUUUUAAACUUGAAUAUAUAAUAUUAAAUAAAAACUUACAUCUAUAAAAUGUAUGUACAGUACAACAUACAGUUACAGUGUGUCCUGAACAUCAGACUUGUUAAAGCUGAUUCGUGUAAAUCCCUUUUGCUUAUACUGUGUCUAACUAAUAUGUGCCAGAUAUAAUUCUGUCUUGUUGCAGUGAGAGGCGCCCAGUUUAUAUGUCAUUUUUAAUGCAUCUAUUUGUACAAUUUUAAAGUUCUUAUUUUAGUAUACAUAAAAAAAUAUCAGUAUUCUGACAUGUAAGAAAUGAUACAGCAUCACACUUAUAUUUUAUGAACAUUGUAACAUUGCUUUAAUAUGUGCUUCUAUAUAAGAAGCAAGACUUUUAAAUAAAAUGACUCUUUUUUAAUAAUUUUUUUCUUA